CCAGAGUCACACUGCAAAGGAAACCUGUCACGCUCGUGCUGUUUUUUGUUUUUGUUUCUGGGGGUCGUGGGGCAACAGACCAUGAGUGGCAGGACUUGACUGUCAGCUUUUUGUCAUUUUGUACAAGAUAAAGAGAUCCGGACUGACAAGUGAAGACAUUUUAAAGGUACAAAGGAGCGCCUUUGUGUUUGUUGCCAUGGAAAUGCCCGGGAAGGUGGAGUUUAGAAAUGUGGGCUGCAGUUACUUUCCUCAGAGCAGAGUGGAUUGUCACUACACACUGAGCUCACUACACAACUGGGCCAGUAGUGACUGGAUAGGACUCUUUAAGGUGGGGUGGUCGUCAGUGAAGGACUACCACACGUUUGUUUGGGCAGUCGCCCCGGGUGACGAUGAAGAGGGCACAGAGGUCAACUGCUGUGUUCAGUUCCAUGCAUCGUACCUUCCUAAGCCCAGUGCACAAGAGUAUGAAUUUGUGUACAUCGACACCAAAGGGGAGGUUUGCUCUCGCAGCUCUAAAUUCACAUUCUGCACACCAAAGCUUCUGGAGGAUCUGGUGACCCUUGAGGAGGAGCCCCACGAGGAGGAGGGCACAGAUAUGUUGGUGGUCGUACCUCGGGCUCAAUUGUUGCAGAGCCGACUGCAGAAAUGUCUGCAGGAGCGAGCUGAGCUGCUGCAGAUCCAGGAGGUGACAAGCAGGCAAAGGGAGGAAGAGAGGGCAGAUUUCAACAGGGAGCGGGAGGGCUGGGGCAGACGACGCAAAGAGCUUGAGAACGACAUCGGCAGGCUGCAGGGAGAGCUGAAGAGAAGCCAGGAUAACAUUGAAGAGAUGGAGAGGAAGCAGGAGGCGGAAAUGGCUUUGGGAAAAUGUCUUACACAAGAGAAGAGUGCUUUAUUGGAAGUGACAGAGGCCAACCAAGUGCGAAUUAGAGAGCUGAAGGAGGACAUCAAAACUCUCAGGCAGAGAGCUGUGGAACGAGACGCAGAGCUGGAAAGGAUGGAGGAAAGAGCAAAAAACGCCACAGCUCUGCAAAAAGAAGAGGAGAGUGACAGACAGAUACUGCAGACCAUGUUGGAACAGACUGAGGGCGAACUCCGAAAUUUGUCCAAGGAGUUCCAAGGCCUGAGGAACUCGCUGGCCCAAAGAGACACCUGCGUGCUGCAGCUCCAGAACACCAUCAGCACCCUGACGCAGAAACUGACCACAGCCCACAGAAAGGAGGCAUUGAACGAGGCAACGCUAAAGGAGAUGAGGUGCCUGCAGGAGCGUCUGGACGCGAGUGAGCGUACCGUAGACGGCCUAAAAAACGAUCUAAGCACCACGGUAGCCCAGAGAGAUCGUGGGCAGGCUGAACUACAUCAGGCCCGCCUCCAGGCCGCCCAGCUUACCCUCCAACUUGCAGAUUCCAGUUUGGCACUGAGAGAGAGCAGAGCGCAGUGGGCGCAGGAGAGGCAAAGUCUGCAGGACAUCGCCAAGAGGGACCGUGAGCAUCUGGAGAAGCUUACUGCUGAUAUGCAAACGACGGAGGAGAGCCUGCAGGAGGAGAAGAUGGAGAGAGUGAAGUUGGAAGUAGAGCUCGGGAGAGAAAAGGAUUGUAACCGGGUCCAGCUGAGUGAAACCUGCCGGGAGCUCCAGGAGCUGAAGACUAGCUUGAGGGUUGCCCAGAAAGAGAAGGAGCACCUGCUUUCCGAGAAAAAAGAGUUGAUGGACUACAUCUGUCAGUUGGAGCAGAAGACAGAAACAGCAGCCAGUGCCAAGUGGAGCACUUCCCCCGCUGCUCCCACAGGCUAUACUCGACAUGACGGUGCCUACUUGGACAUGUCAGAUGUGUCGGAAGCUGACGACGCAGAGGCCUUGCAGCCUCUUCGUGCGACCGGACCGCUGGGAAACUACGGCCUGUGCGAGCAAGGACCGCCGAGCCUCUUUCUCCUCACUGCUACUCCGUCAUCCGCCCAGGAGAUGGAAAGGAGCACGGUGGUUAUCAGCCAGCCGGCCCCUCUCUCCUCACCACGGCAACCUGGGGGCGACACGAUGGCGCACAGCUCCGAUUCAGAGGAAGAACCUGAUUCACUGCAGUGUGGAGGAAAGCACAGCUCUGGAGAGGAAAUGGCGCUUUUGCUUCCUGAUCACGCAGACGCAGUGCUAAGUGAUCUGACUGACACAUCGCUAUGGUAACCGGCGGAGUGGAUGUCCCACACGUGAGAUGACGGGAUCCUUUUUGUUGGCGUGCUUCUACUCUUUUCCCCACGGACUACAUGUUGUUACGCAAUCUCCGUUAUCACCCCCCUCUCCAAAAAAAGAAUAACUCCAUAUUUACGCCAGUCGACCAGAGCGAGCGUUUAGGCUCGGGUUCGCUGUAGCCGAAUGAUUCGCGUUGAAUCAUUGCUACGUCGAGAGCUUUACGGCGGAUGUUAUGUCGUUUUUAUGACAUUUGUGAUUAGGAGUCAUGACAGGCACCGUAAUUAUGAUGUUUUGUGCAAGGGGCUGAGCCCCGCUGAAAAUCAUGGCGAAGCUCCCCGGCAAGCAUUAAAUUUUCCCCCAUCGCAGCUUUGAAUGCGAUUCACGACAACAUAAAGCAUUGAUACAGCGUCGUGUGAGAAUGAUUAUUUGGCAGUAAGGCAGUGCUGGGAUGUUAUAUUGCGUCUGCAUUCACUCCUGGACUAACAUUUGAAAUGCACUUUCCUAAACACGUUAGCAGUUGAUGAGCACGCAGUAAAAAUUUAGAGAUACCCAGGCGCUCUAAGAUGUUUUUUUUUUUUUUUUUUUGCCAUAGAACGCUUGUUGAGCUGAUUGAACCUGACAGAAACAUUACGUAUUCAUAUUAUUAUCAUAACUUAUAUGCUUCUACGUUUUCAUUUUAGUUCCGAUGGAUUUUGACUACCGAUAUUUAUUUGUGGCGCGUUCGUAGGGAGAUUUUUCAUACAUUUUUCUACCCUUAAUUCACAUUCACGGCGCUCUAAAUUCCUGCCUAAAUAAUUAAAGCGUUAUCUUAUGAAAGAAAAUCAUCUUUAUAGGCGCUGACAUUCAUGACAGGCUGUCGGUGUGUUCCCCCCAGGCUGGUGGUAAGAUACCGCCCCGGUUAAAAAGUCCUGCCUACCUAUCUGUUCAUGAAUACUGUAUUCAUUUUGUACAUUUUCUAUCUCUAAUGAAGUCCAGUUGGGCUGCAUUUAAGCUAAAUACAAGUCAACUAAGACGGCUAUGAAACUUUGAUGCAUUGCAGUUUGCUGAAUUUCUACCCUAUUUUUACUGGAAAAGACUUUUUAUGAUAAAAACAUGAAUGGAGGUGGGCAUAACAGUGGAUUCAAUUAUUGUCAAUUGUGUGGAAUUGAUUGUUGAUGAAUUAUCCUGAAGAAUUGGAGCAAAAAUUUAGUGCACUACUUUGCUGUAACCAGCAGAGGCACUGUUGAGUGGUCUCAGUUAUUUAGCUUUUUCAAAAAGUACAUCAUUAUGACGGCUUAAUAUUACAAUCUGAGUUCAGAAAAUGCAACUUUGAAUGAAAUGACCUUUGCGUGCACUGUUAUACCCAUCCUGAAUAUGGCUACUUUAUCAUGAUAACAUAUUAUAACAUAUUGCGUGUCGUGUUUAUGCAUAAAUCAUAAUCGUUUUUUUAAUUUAACUUUAGUAAGACUUUCUAUUUACAGCAUUUUAUUUUAACGAAAGGGAAGAUUCCCCCGUUUAUUGAGCUGAAGCUGGAAGGGAAAAUGGAAAUGGAUUUUAAUGUUUAAUCAGCUUCCGUGGGAUUAUUGAAUUUGUCAUAACUGGGGAGUUUGAUCAGGUUUAAUAGGCCAAUCUGUCAUUGUCAGUGUGUUUUUCUGGUGUUCACACUUUGCGUCGUUUUUUUAGAAGUACACUAUAUUUACACUACAUGCCUCGUACUUGUUAUGUGACUUUUGAGGUCAUUUCCUUCCGUCACCUCACAAUAAAGCUGCAUCGAGUUAAUGGUUUGUUUUUGGACGUCCUGUGUGACACGUUUAUCCCCGGACUGUGUAUUUUCCUUCUAUCAGCCAUGUAACAGGUUCGGGGCCGGGGUUCAUGUAUAAUAAUAAAAUGCUUUAUGUAUCCAUGA
Doryrhamphus excisus (bluestripe pipefish) is the source of this 4064-nucleotide messenger RNA. NCBI's taxonomy places the organism in Eukaryota, Metazoa, Chordata, Actinopteri, Syngnathiformes, Syngnathidae. The record is from RefSeq and is a predicted model, not a curated record.